GUGGUUUGAGCGUGUCAGCAUGCUGGUGAUUCUGCUGAACUGCGUCACGCUCGGCAUGUUCCAGCCCUGCCAAGACCUGGAGUGCAACACUGACAGGUGCAGCAUCCUGCAGGCCUUCGAUGACUUCAUCUUUGCAUUCUUUGCUGUGGAGAUGGUGGUUAAAAUGGUGGCCUUGGGUAUAUUUGGUCCGAAAUGUUACCUUGGCGACACCUGGAACCGCCUUGACCUCUUUAUCGUCAUGGCUGGGAUGCUGGAGUAUUCUUUAGAUGGUCAUAACGUUAGUUUCUCAGCCAUCAGAACCGUGCGGGUUCUCAGACCAUUACGAGCCAUCAACAGAGUUCCCAGUAUGCGAAUCCUGGUGACGUUGCUGUUGGAUACUUUACCGAUGCUAGGAAACGUCUUGCUGCUUUGUUUCUUCGUGUUUUUCAUCUUUGGGAUUGUUGGCGUGCAGCUGUGGGCAGGGCUUCUGCGCAACCGCUGCUUUUUUGACAACAACGUCAGAAUGCUGUAUAAUGUUUCAGAGUCUGUGAGUGAAUACUACAGACUGGACGAAGCAGAUGACAUCCCCUUCAUUUGCUCCACCACUCGGGAGAACGGAAUGUUGCACUGCUCCAACAUCCCGAAACGCAGAGUUGGACGGGCUGAUUGUGAACUCACGGCUGAUAAUGUCACAGAUCUUGUUUUCAAAGAUCCCCCUCAUCAUGGAUGUGUAAACUGGAACUUGUAUUACAACAACUGCAGUGCAAGCGAACACAAUCCGCAUAAUGGGGCUAUCAAUUUUGACAACAUUGGAUAUGCUUGGAUUGCUAUUUUUCAGGUCAUCACGUUAGAGGGAUGGGUGGAUAUCAUGUACUAUGUCAUGGAUGCACAUUCAUUUUUCAACUUCAUCUAUUUCAUCUUUCUUAUUAUUGUUGGCUCCUUCUUCAUGAUCAACCUGUGCCUGGUCGUCAUUGCAACACAGUUCUCCGAGACCAAACAACGUGAGAACCAGCUGAUGCAGGAGCAGCGGGCACGUUUCCGCAGUAACGAAUCCACCUUAGCUAGCCUGACCGAACCAGGAUCCUGCUACGAAGAAAUGCUGAAAUACCUCGUCCACGUUUGUCGUAAACUUUGCCGUCAUGCCGCACGCCUCUAUGGUGAAUUAUGCCACAAAAGACACAGUGGUGUGGCCAAUCCCAGCAGCUCCCUCUCAGUGGGCGGGACUAAUGGCUAUCGGAGUGACAAUGGGACAAAAAUGGGUCCGACCCAAUACUGUAUGCAGCAUUAUCAUCAUCCUCCUCAGCAUCAACAUUAUAUCAGUAAUGGCAUAGAAAUGAAGACCCUUCAUCUCGAUAGAGAUGCUCAGAGUUCCAAAAAGACUCCAUCGCUUCCACUUGCACUACAGAAUUUAAAGGGUUUGAGGCUCGGUAUGAACUAUCCCACCAUCCUGCCCUCCAAACUAUACACAAACCCACAUACUCGCUCACACUCGACAGGUGGAGUCAAAGCACCAGCUUUCCAUCAUGGACUGAAUGGCAGGAAGAUUUCCAUUUGUAGUGGAUACCAUGAUACUUACAAGUUGCAGCAUGGUGUGUAUCCGGGCACAUGCUCGAGUGUGUGUGUGGACAGCAGGGUUGGGCUGGUGUCUUCAGAGUCGUCCUCCUGCCCAAUUUGCGCCCUGGAAGGCGACGGUGUUAAUUGCAACUCCAACACUGAGUCGGACCGUGAGAAACAGGGGCCAGACGUCAGCUCAGAACAGAGCAAAAGAAACCAGGAUUUGGAAGAAAAGGGGUCUGGGCAUGAGAAUUGUGUGUGUAUGUGUGUACAUUAUGCCAGAGCCAUUUUGAGACGGAUUGUGGACAGCAAGUACUUCAACAGAGGGAUAAUGAUAGCAAUCCUUAUCAAUACACUCAGCAUGGGAGUGGAGUACCAUGAGCAGCCGGAGGAGCUGACAGACGUGUUGGAGAUCAGUAAUAUUGUCUUCACUAGUUUGUUUGCGUUAGAGAUGCUCCUGAAGCUUUUGGCCUGCGGUCUGUUCAACUACAUCAGCAACCUAUACAAUAUCUUUGACGGCAUCAUCGUUACAAUCAGUGUGUGUGAGAUCGUCGGACAAGCGGAUGGAGGGUUUUCGGUUUUGCGGACGUUUCGUUUGCUCAGGGUACUAAAGCUGGUGCGGUUCCUCCCAGCUCUGCGCAGGCAGCUGGUGGUACUGAUGAAGACCAUGGACAAUGUGGCCACAUUCUGCAUGCUGCUGAUGCUCUUCAUCUUCAUCUUUAGGUGUAAGUUUACUCUGCGUUUGGAGAAUGGAGACACUGUGUCAGAUAGGAAGAACUUUGACUCACUCCUCUGGGCCAUCGUCACCGUGUUCCAGAUUUUGACCCAGGAGGACUGGAAUGUGGUUCUGUAUAACGGCAUGGCCUCCACCUCCCCCUGGGCGGCUCUGUACUUUGUGGCCUUGAUGACCUUUGGGAAUUACGUCCUCUUCAACUUACUAGUUGCCAUUUUAGUAGAGGGCUUUCAAGCUGAGGGUGAUGCUAGCAGAUCAGACACUGAUGACAUGUCGUCUGACUAUGGUGAUGAGGACAAACUGAGAGAACUACUGAAUUCAGGAUCAGAGAUGAAAAUGCAGACAUUAAUGCCCAUCUCCAAUGGACAUCUGGAACCUCGAGCAUCCAUGCCACCUCACAACGCACACAUACAGCUGAACGCCACACCCAGAACUGAGGUGUCACACAUCUAUAGCCAAUCACGGCGCAACAGCAACACCUCCACCGAGCCCCAUGACCAAAGAUCCCUGUCCAGCCUUUGGGGAAGUCGCCGCUCCAGCUGGAACAGCCUUGGCCAUGCCCCCAGUCUAAUGAGACGUGCUCAGUCAGGGGAGCGUGAGUCGUUGCUUUCAGGAGCGGGACAGGACAGCAUGGAUGACAGCCAAUCAGAAGAUGGGAAAUCCAGCAGGACUGGCAGUCUGGGCGGAGUUUCAUGUCUAGGGUCAUUUGAUUUUCCAGAGCUCCUCCAGGUUCCACGCCCAUAUUUGGAGUGUAAUGGCAGAUUAGAUGGAGGGUAUCCAUCCUCUCCAAACAUUACACGUCCUGAUCCACCAUCCACACAGGGGGCGGAUGAUGAUGAAUUUGAGGAGAGCUGGUGUCUGAUUGUGAAGAGACUGUUGGAGCCGUAUAAACCCCAGUGGUGUAGAGACCAUGAGGAUUGGUCACUUUACUUAUUUUCCCCCCAAAAUAAGUUCCGAAUGCACUGUCAGAAGGUCAUCACUCAUAAGAUGUUUGAUCAUAUUGUGCUGUUCUUCAUCUUCCUUAACUGCAUCACAAUCGCUCUAGAGAGACCUGACAUCCAGGCUGACAGCAUGGAACGGAUUUUUCUUAAAGUGUCUAACUACAUUUUCUCUGUGAUCUUUAUGGCUGAGAUGACUGUGAAGGUGGUUUCUCUUGGGCUGUAUGCUGGUCCAGGCUCGUACCUGAAGAGCAGCUGGAAUGUUCUAGACGGCCUGCUGGUAUUUGUGUCUAUUGUGGACAUCCUGGUCUCUCUCGCCUCCUCUGGCGGGAACAGAAUCCUGGGUAUCUUACGAGUACUUCGACUGCUCAGAACACUAAGACCCUUGAGGGUCAUAAGCAGGGCUCCCGGACUGAAGCUGGUUGUUGAAACAUUGAUCACAUCUCUCAGACCUAUUGGAAAUAUUGUGUUGAUCUGUUGUGCUUUCUUCAUUGUCUUUGGCAUUCUGGGAGUUCAGCUCUUUAAGGGGAAGUUUUAUCAUUGUGAAGGCUUUGACACUAGAAAUAUCACCAAUAAAUCUGAAUGCCUGCAGGCUAAAUACAAAUGGGUCCGUAGGAAGUACAACUUCGAUAACCUGGGUCAGGCACUGAUGUCAUUAUUCGUCCUGUCAUCUAAAGACGGCUGGGUCAGCAUCAUGUACGAUGGCUUAGAUGCUGUGGCUGUGGACCAACAGCCCAUAAGGAAUCAUAAUCCCUGGAUGCUUCUGUACUUCAUCUCCUUCCUGCUGAUCGUCAGCUUCUUCGUUCUGAACAUGUUUGUAGGUGUGGUGGUGGAGAACUUCCACAAGUGUAGACAAGACCAGGAGGAAGAGGAGGCCAGACAGAGAGAGGAGAAGAGACAGAAGCGCAUGGAAAAAAGACGCAGGAAGGCGCUGCAGAGACCGUACUAUGCAGACUACUCUCCAACAUCUAUCUAUAUUCACACAUUCUGCACUAGCCAUUAUCUGGACCUCUUCAUCACCAUCAUCAUCGCCAUUAAUGUGCUCACGAUGUCAAUGGAGCACUACAGACAACCCAAGUAUCUGGAUGAAGGUCUGAAGUACUGUAAUUAUUUCUUCACACUGGUCUUUGUGAUAGAGGCUGUGCUGAAAUUGGUUGCGUUUGGCUUUAGGAGAUUUUUCAAAGAGAGGUGGAAUCAGUUAGACUUGGCAAUUGUUCUUCUCUCCAUUAUGGGCAUCACACUUGAGGAAAUUGACCUGAAUGCCUCACUACCCAUCAACCCAACCAUCAUUCGCAUAAUGAGGGUGCUGCGCAUCGCCAGAGUGUUGAAGCUGUUGAAGAUGGCCACAGGAAUGAGAGCUCUUCUGGAUACAGUAGUUCAAGCUUUACCGCAGGUUGGUAAUCUGGGUCUGCUAUUUAUGCUGCUGUUCUUCAUCUAUGCGGCGCUGGGAGUUGAACUUUUUGGCAAACUUGAAUGCACUGAGGAGAAUCCGUGUGAGGGAUUGAGCAGACAUGCUACAUUUCAGAAUUUCGGCAUGGCAUUCCUCACUCUGUUCCGUGUUUCCACUGGAGAUAACUGGAAUGGAAUCAUGAAGGAUACCCUGCGGGAAUGUAAAAAUGACAAAUGCCUGAGUUACCUGCCGCUUUUGUCGCCUCUGUACUUUGUGACAUUCGUGCUGAUAGCACAGUUUGUGCUGGUGAAUGUUGUGGUCGCUGUGCUCAUGAAACAUUUAGAGGACAGUAACAAAGAUGCCCGUGAGGAGGCCGAGAUGGAGGCAGAGUUGAAGAAAGAGCUUCAUGGCAGUCGUAGACAAAGCACCGCCUCUGUAGGCGGAGCCACUGGGCUUGAGGUUUCAGCUGUUAAAAUGGAGACUUUCUCACAUGAACAGGGCCAAGACCCCAAUUAUGGCAACUUCCUGACAGUUAGCAGGCCAUCUAUAUCACGGAUGCUGUCCUUACCUAAUGACAGUUACAUGCUCUAUCCUGUUAAGCCUGUAUAUAGGUCCAUUCAGGAGAGAUUCUCCAAACAGGACUCUACACUACCAGGCUCCUCUCUCUCACUCGGCACCCAGCCCUUUGAAGAUAGUGCCGUAAUGCAGGUUCCAGGAACUGCAUCUCAGACAAACCUGGCAUCCAUUCCUGGUCCCCACCCUCUAAAUCAAAGAGCAAGAUCUAGCAAUGCCUUCAGAGCCCUGCGGAGACAGCAAGCAAUAAAGAGUGACUCAAUUGAUUCCACAAACGCUGACUCCAGAGAUACCUUACACAUCCCGAGCAAGCCCUGCUCCAUUGAUAAUCUUCAUCUCAAAGUACCCAGCAUUCCCCUCACCGGUGGAUCUGCCCCCUGUUCGCCCCAGGCCUCACCCCCGCCUCCCCUCCGCAACCGGACAGCGAGCAUACAAACAAACAGACAUGUGUACAGCCAGCGCAGCAUCCCCUGUCGACAGGCCUCGUACAAGACGCAAUCUAUUAAACCUCUUGAAAUAACACACGCACAAACCAAACUACAGGAUUCGGAUGAGGUGGUCCGACUCAACAUGAACAUUACCCAAAGAAGAGCCUCUCAGCGUGUGGCGCGCAGCCAUAAUUUGUCCCCUUACGAACCCUUGCACGGUGGGGCGGCCCGCCAACCGGAUACCAGCGCUCAAAGUCUACGGAAGUACAACAGUAUGGAAAAUAAUGGCUUCCUAUCUCAACUCCACAUCCCCCGGCGUCACUCGACGCACGGGGAAGAGUUACUGCUUCAGAAGCAGCCAAUUUCACCAUCACCUGGACCUUCUCCAAUGCCCAAGAAGGAGAAAAUGAGCCCGCCGUGCAUCUCCAUCGACCCUCCUACCGACGCGGAGUUUCUCUCGCCAUCGGUCAGUCAGGAGCAUAGCACAGUCCUAAGACGGCGGACACCAUCCUUCGAUUCCGCACUACCACGGGAGUCCAUAGAACUUCCUGAUAUGCAGGAUGAACCUCUUUUGCCAAGUCAUUUGCCCCUCCCACAAUUCUCUUUUGACCAAUCGGAUGUAUGUUCGCUGAGCAGCCUGUCAGAACUGCUUUCGGAUAGUGACCAGUCGACGCACUCCUUCCCUCCUGAGGCCCGUUCGGGGGUCGUGGGAGAUGCAGCUCAGAGUCCACUCAGGAAGAAGGUAUUGGUCAGAAUGGCCAGCACUAGGGAUCCAGGAAAUGAGGAUUCGGUUGCCUAG
This is a messenger RNA of Sinocyclocheilus rhinocerous, 6394 nucleotides long. It is a transcript of the gene cacna1hb, whose product is annotated as calcium channel, voltage-dependent, T type, alpha 1H subunit b. The coding region runs from base 20 to 6394 and encodes 2124 amino acids. Lineage: Eukaryota; Metazoa; Chordata; Actinopteri; Cypriniformes; Cyprinidae. Gene Ontology annotation, cellular component: membrane; voltage-gated calcium channel complex. The record is from RefSeq and is a predicted model, not a curated record. Gene Ontology annotation, biological process: calcium ion import across plasma membrane. Gene Ontology annotation, molecular function: high voltage-gated calcium channel activity. The transcript is spliced from 33 exons.